Molecule: messenger RNA, 913 nt
Organism: Nanorana parkeri
Lineage: Eukaryota; Metazoa; Chordata; Amphibia; Anura; Dicroglossidae
Gene: FAM8A1
Product: family with sequence similarity 8 member A1
Exons: 5
Coding region: 1-591 (196 amino acids)
Source: RefSeq, a predicted model, not a curated record
AUGGCUCUGGAAUCCACUCCCGCCACCAGCAAUGCCGCCACUGCACCACCUCCUCCGGCAGCAGGUCGGGAGUUCAUUAUUCCAACCUUGGCCCAAAGGUUCAGAGCGGAGAUGGUGGACUUCUUCAUUCUCUUUUUCAUAAAAGCAGCUGUCAUUUUAAGCAUCGUGCAUUUCAGCGGAAUCAAAGAUAUUUCUAAAUUUGCGAUGCACUACAUCAUUGAAGAAGUAGACGAGGAUACCUCCAUGGAAGACCUGCAGAAAAUGAUGGUGGUGGCACUUAUUUACAGGCUUCUUGUUUGUUUUUAUGAGAUCAUCUGCAUUUGGGGAGCAGGUGGUGCAACUCCCGGAAAGUUCCUGCUCGGCCUUCGGGUUGUGACGUGUGAUAACUCUGUGCUAGUUGCUCCAAACAGAGUGUUAGUGAUCCCUUCCACAAAUGUUAAUAUGACUGCGUCGACGGUCCGAGCGGUGAUCAAGAAUUUCUCCAUUGCUUUCUUCUUCCCGGCAUUUAUUACAUUGCUAUUCUUCCAGCAUAACAGAACAGCCUAUGAUAUUGUAGCAGGUACCAUCGUUGUAAAGAGGAACAUGAGAUGAUGCUUUACUAGUCAUUAGAACAUUGGCUGGCCUACACACCACGGAGUUCCUCUGGAAACCUAUUUAUUAAGCUUUUUUUUGUAAAAAAUCAGUUUUUAACUGUAAAAGGUGUUAUUGAAUGCAAGAUAAUCUUCAUGGGGCCACUCGAUGGCCAUCUUCAUUGUUGCUUCAAAUUAUCAGUAUUGUCAUUUGGAGGAAACGGCUCUGGAUUCCGAGAUACAUAUAGAAAGUGCUUUUGAAAUGUGGACUUUCCAUAGGUUUGUAUAGACUGUAUGAAGUAUAUUACUAAACCCUGCACAGUCUCAGGCUGAGGUAUGAAACA